Raphanus sativus (radish) is the source of this 784-nucleotide messenger RNA. Its product is annotated as ankyrin repeat-containing protein BDA1-like. The transcript is spliced from 2 exons. The annotation marks the transcript as partial. The record is from RefSeq and is a predicted model, not a curated record. Gene Ontology annotation, molecular function: protein binding. Lineage: Eukaryota; Viridiplantae; Streptophyta; Magnoliopsida; Brassicales; Brassicaceae.
CCUUUUUAACUUUUUCUUUCCAAUGGAUCCAAGACUUGAACAAGCAGCUGAAUCUGGAAGCAUCGAUGAGCUAUAUGCUCUUAUUGAUGAGAAUCCAUACAUACUUGAGAACAUAGAGGCAGUACCAUUUGUGACCACUCCCCUCCACGUAGCUGCAGCUUCUGGGAACUUACCAUUUGCCAAGGAGAUUAUGAAUCUUAAGCCCUCUUUUGCUAGAAAGCUCAACGCAGGCGGGUACAGUCCGUUGCAUCUUGCUGUCAACAUGGAUCAAGAUGAGUUUGUCUGCAGGAUGAUCUGGCUUGAUGGCCAUCUUGCCCGCGUUAAAGGGAGAAACGGCAUCACACCGUUUCAUUUACUAGCGAUAAAAGGAGACGCAGAUCUUGUAGCAAGGUGCCUUCGUAAAUCCCCUGAAUGUAUCGAAGAUGAGAGCGUAGAUCGCCAGAAUGCUCUGCAUCUUGCUGUGAUACAUAAUAGAUUCGAAGUUCUCCAAGUCCUCACCGGAUGGAUCCAGAGAAUGACCCAAAGAGACGCUGACUCCAUUCAGAGUCGUGUUUUGAAUAAAGUGGAUAUUGACUACAACAUGCCUUUGCACCUUGCAGCAUCUAAGAAUGAUCGCCAGGCGGUUAAGCUGUUAUUGGAAUGUCGGUUGGUCAAGCGGAACGAAGUAAAUGGUGAUGGUUUAACUUUCCUUGAUAUCUUAAGAAACCAAGAACAGAGAGAGGAGGAAGGUGGAGCAGGCUUAAGAAGCCAGGGACCAGGAGGGGAGGACCUGGAUUUGGAACAA